AUGUCUAGUCAGCGUCUUGUCCUAGGCCUCCCACGUGUCUUGCCGUCGCUGCCGCCUUCGCCUGCGCCGCCGUGUCGUCCCUGCGUCGAGGGUAGGCUGCGCGCCACCCCUCACUCCUCCUCCCUUCGUCCGGCCACCGAGCCUUUUGAGACGCUUCACUUGGACGUGGUUGCUCACCACCGAGGACACUCGUGGUCGUCGUGUCAGCUGUCUCCACUCCGACCGUGGGGUGAGUUUCGCUCCGGCAUUCUCGCUGGAUUCUGUCGCGAGCAGGGCAUUCGUCAGUCCUGGACGCUUCCAGAGUCCCCACAGCAGAAUGGGGUUGCUGAGCGCCGCAUAGGCCUGGUCAUGGAGAUCGCCCGCACCUCCCUGACUCACGCCUGUGCCCCCCAUUUUCUGUGGCCCUACGCGGUCAGUCUUUGGACAGGGUUCCCUGGUGUUGCGUCGCGGUUUCGUGUCUGGGGGUGCUUGGCUCUUGUCCGCGACACCUCCGCGGACAAGCUCUCGCCUCGUGCCGUCCCCUGUGUCUUCCUUGGUUUCCCUGAGGACUCCUCUGACUUCACCUUUUACCACCCUCCCUCUCACCGGUUCUUUGACUCCCGUGACGUCCGUUUCGAGGAGUCCCACUCCGUACUACGUGUGUCCCAGGCUACCCCUCCUCCUUCGGUAGCCCCUCCGGUACAGCCUCCCUCCCCACAGUCCUCCUCGCAGCGUGCCGCUGGUGCUAGCUCUCGAGAGGUGGGUGCAGAGGACGCUUGUCGUCCGGGAGCUGGUGCUGGCCGCGCGGACACUGGGGGUGCUGCGUCUGGGGGUGAGGGUGCGCCUCCUUUGGGUUCAGUCUUCUCAUUCCGCCAACCACUCCUCUCCCACCCCACCACCCCGCCCCUCUUCCUCCUUCGCAUUCGCAUCCCCUGGGUGCUCGCGAGUGGUGCAGCUGCCGGUAUGUACGCGUUUGUGUCGCUAGGGUGCUAUGCGGUGGGUGCGCUGGGGUACGGGCUUAUGCGCUUCCCCACCUGCCAGCACGAGGGCGCGCUGCUGCGCCAGGACAUAGUGGAGGCCAAGGAGUAUCUCUCAAAGCACGGCCUGCAUAGCCCCACCCAUCUCGUGCUCAUUGCACCUCGCUGCACCACAACACCCAUCCCUUAUCUGUCACCAUCGAGGCGGACCGCGCCGUCGCAACCCACCACACACCGUGUUGUCCCCUCGUUUGAGGGCGAAUCAAUGCCGGCUGAGAGAACGAGCUUGGGGCGAGUCUUGAAGAUGAGCUUGCAGCGAAUCACCCCCGCCACUCUGUACCCCACCCCCGCCUCCCCCUCCCCUGCCACUCCCCAGCCCCCUGCCCCACUGCGCCCUCACCACCCCCGCUCUCCUGCCUCCCAACCCUCCACAUCCAUGCCUUCUGCCCCAACACGCGUGCCCCUCGCCCCUCCCUCUGCUCUGCUGCUGCCGCGUCUCUCUGCCCCCCUCGUGGCAGCGGCAGAGCUGUCUUGCGCAGCAGCACGAACGUCUGGGCAGCGCUGCAUGGCGCCCUCCAGCUGUGUGGUGCCCCACCGUUAG
Messenger RNA from Closterium sp. NIES-65, 1557 nucleotides. The record is from the annotation of a GenBank genome assembly. NCBI's taxonomy places the organism in Eukaryota, Viridiplantae, Streptophyta, Zygnematophyceae, Desmidiales, Closteriaceae.